Molecule: messenger RNA, 1218 nt
Organism: Bacidia gigantensis
Lineage: Eukaryota; Fungi; Ascomycota; Lecanoromycetes; Lecanorales; Ramalinaceae
Exons: 1
Coding region: 1-1218 (405 amino acids)
Molecular function (GO): intramolecular lyase activity
Source: RefSeq, a predicted model, not a curated record
AUGACCGUAAAGUCUCAUCAAGUGAAUCCCCAGCAUUAUUUUCUUUGUUCUGGAAUGUCCGGAAGAAUCGUCUCGAAAUGUACAGCGCCUUUGACAAGGACGAUUCGAGCUAGGACAACAGCCCCUUCUCGGUGCAUCAGCUCCGGCGGAAGGAGGCAACCAUACACAAACAAUCAACGUGCUGGACCAUCGGGAUCGAAAGCCCGCGCUAAGCAAUAUGCAAUACCUGCAUCUGCUGCUCUCAUUACUGUUCUAGCUGGCUAUGCUAUUCUCAGAUCCUCACAACCUCGCUCCCUGGACGCUCGACCCAGCAGCCAAGGCGAUGCUCUAUCCAGCGGGGCUAAGGUCCAAAUAACAGGCCAAGAUCACGGUGAUGACGUUCCCAAAGCUCCCACGGGCACCUCAACCAUUCCGUAUUUUCCCAAAUCGAUUUGGCUUCCAAAUUCUGGCUCUGCUCCAGACCAAGGCAAGACGCCCGCUUUACCAGCGGGCAUAGGCGCAGCACAAGAGGAGGAGGAAUACCAACUUCUUGGGCUAGGUGUGCGAAAGGUCUCGCUAUUCAGGAUCGAGGUAUAUGUCGUGGGCAUAUAUGUGGCGAAAAGUGACAUUGCAAAGCUACAAGCAGGCUUGGUGAAGACUGCUGUUGGACCUGGAGCAAGUACGCUGGUGCAGGGUGAGAAGGAGGAUUUGAGAAAGCAAUUGCUUGAUGGAAAGGGGAGCGAGAGGGUUUGGGGAGAGGUAUUGAGGCAGAAAGGGGUCAGAAGUGCCGUCAGGAUUGUGCCGGUGAAGAACACAAACUUCGGUCACCUAAGGGAUGGGUGGAUAAGGGGGAUCGAUGCGCGAGGAAAGGGCGAGGAGUAUAGUGAUGAGAGUUUCAAAAGCAGUGUCGCUAAUUUCAAGGCGAUGAUGGGUGGCAAAGGCAGUGUGGCCACGGGGAGGACGCUGCUGCUUGAAAGAGGAGUCGGUGGGGCAUUAAAAGCGUGGGUGGAGGAGGAUGCAGCAUUGGCAGUCCCAGGAGCUCCGUAUUUACUGACAGGCAAAGGCGAUCGUAUGACUUUCUUGGGUAAGGUUGAGGAUGAGAGGGUCAGUAGACUGGUCUGGCUGGGAUAUAUCUCAGGCGAAAAUCCUGCAAGUGAAGCGGCGAGGCAGAGCGUCGUCGACGGCGUUAUUGACCUUGUCGAAAGGCCGAUUGGAACGAUAGAAACUCAGGUAGUCUAG